GGGACGGGAAGCGGUUAUGUCGAUACCGGAAGCCGCAAUUUUGUUUGCUGUUGUAAAAAUAUUUAGAUUAUUUUUGUAAUCCUGCAACAUCCAAUUUAGAUGAUACAUUAAAUCAAAAACAUGUACCUGUACAACCUGACUCUUCAGAGAUCACAGGGCAUUGUAACUGCUAUUCAUGGCAAUUUUUCUGGAUCAAAACUGCAGGAAAUUGUUGUGUCUAGGGGCAAAGUUUUAGAACUUUUUCGCCAUGAUCCCAAUACUGGGAAGAUCUUCCCAGUUCUCUCAACUGAGGUUUUUGGAAUUGUUCGUUCAUUAAUGCCUUUUCGGCUAACUGGAGGCACUAAAGAUUAUGUUGUUGCUGGUUCAGACUCUGGAAGAAUUGUCAUUUUGGAGUAUAUUCCAUCUAAGAACAUGUUUGAAAGGGUGCACCAAGAAACAUUUGGAAAAAGUGGUUGCAGAAGAAUUGUGCCUGGACAGUACCUUGCGGUUGAUCCAAAAGGACGUGCAGUAAUGAUUGGUGCUGUAGAAAAGCAAAAAUUGGUCUACAUUUUGAACAGAGAUGCUCAAGCUCGUUUGACAAUAUCUUCCCCUUUAGAAGCUCAUAAAUCAAACACUCUUGUUUAUCACAUGGUUGGUGUUGAUGUUGGAUUUGAAAACCCAACAUUUGCAUGUUUGGAAAUUGACUAUGAGGAAGCUGAUACAGACCCUACAGGAGAAGCAGCUUUAAAGACACAACAACUAUUAACGUACUAUGAAUUAGAUCUUGGUUUAAAUCAUGUAGUGCGCAAAUACUCUGAACAACUUGAAGAGCAUGCAAAUUUUUUAAUAUCAGUUCCUGGUGGUCAUGAUGGUCCUAGUGGAGUUCUUAUUUGUUCAGAAAACUACAUAACUUACAAAAACUUGGGUGACCAACCAGAUAUUAGAUGUCCAAUACCCAGGAGACGGUGUGACCUUGAUGAUCCUGAGCGGGGAAUGAUAUUUGUUUGUAGUGCAACACAUAAGACUAAAUCCAUGUUUUUCUUUCUGGCUCAAACUGAACAAGGAGAUAUUUUUAAAAUCACGCUCGAGACUGAUGAAGAUAUGGUAACAGAAAUUCGUCUGAAAUACUUUGAUACUGUUCCAAUAGCCACAAGCAUGUGCGUGCUCAAGUCGGGUUUUUUGUUUGUUGCAGCGGAAUUUGGAAAUCAUCAUUUAUACCAGAUAGCACAUUUAGGUGAUGAUGAUGGUGAAAGAAUGUUCAGUAGUGCAAAUCCACUUGAAGAGGGAGAUACAUUUCAUUUUUCACCUAGAGAGCUUAAAAAUCUAGUGAUGGUUGAUGAGAUGGAUAGUCUGUCUCCAAUCAUAACUACACAGAUAGCUGAUUUGGCUAAUGAAGAUACGCCACAGCUGUACACACUAUGUGGCAGAGGACCUAGAUCUACUCUUCGUGUUCUUAGACAUGGUUUGGAAGUUUCAGAAAUGGCAGUUUCUGAACUUCCUGGUAAUCCUAAUGCUGUCUGGACAGUGAAGCGACACACUGAUGAUGACUAUGAUGCAUACAUUAUUGUAUCCUUCAUGAAUGCUACGCUAGUAUUGUCCAUUGGUGAAACAGUAGAAGAAGUUACAGAUUCUGGAUUUCUUGGAACCACUCCUACCAUUUCAAGUUCUCAACUUGGAGAUGAUGCUCUUGUGCAGAUUUAUCCUGAGGGUAUUCGCCAUAUCCGUUCAGAUAAGCGUGUAAAUGAAUGGAAAACCCCUGGUAAAAAGAAUAUUGUUAAGUGUGCUGUAAACCAGAGACAAGUUGUGAUUGCAUUGACUGGUGGAGAGCUGGUGUAUUUUGAGAUGGAUCCGACAGGGCAACUGAAUGAAUAUACAGAAAGAAAAGAGAUGUCUAGCAACGUUGUAUGCAUGGCUCUUGGAAGAGUUCCAGCUGGAGAGCUGAGAUCUAGGUUUCUUGCUGUUGGCCUUUCUGAUAACACUGUUAGAAUUAUUUCCCUGGAUCCAAAUGAUUGUUUAUCACCUCUGAGUAUGCAAGCCCUUCCUGCACCACCUGAAUCACUUUGCAUUAUAGAAAUGGGAGGAACUGAAGCAAAAGAAGAAACUGGAGAGACUGCUACUGCUGGUGGAAUCUAUCUUAACAUAGGCCUUCAGAAUGGUGUAUUACUUCGAACUGUACUAGACACAGUUACAGGGGAUCUGUCUGAUACUAGAACACGUUAUCUAGGAUCAAGACCUGUUAAGCUGUUUAGAAUAUCAAUGCAAGGCUCUGAAGCUGUUCUUGCUAUGUCCAGUCGUACAUGGCUGAGUUAUACAUACCAAAGUAGAUUUCACUUGACGCCGUUAUCCUAUGAGACACUAGAAUAUGCUUCUGGUUUUGCAUCCGAACAAUGUCCGGAGGGCAUUGUUGCUAUUUCUACAAAUACUUUAAGGAUUUUGGCAUUGGAAAAAUUAGGGGCCGUAUUUAACCAAGUUGCUUGGCCGUUGCAAUACACUCCUCGUAAAUUCGUCAUUCACCCUGAAUCAAAUAAUCUGAUAAUAAUUGAAACAGACCAUAAUGCUUAUACAGAGGAAACAAAGCAACUAAGAAAACAACACAUGGCAGAAGAAUUAAUUGAGGCAGCAGAUGAAGAUGAACGUGAAUUGGCUGCAGAAAUGGCUGCUCAGUUUUUAAAUGAAGAUCGUCCAGAAACUAUUUUUGGAGCUCCUAAAGCUGGUUUGGGAAUGUGGGCAUCUGUUGUUCGCAUUAUAAAUCCUAUUACUGGUGAAAAUCUUGAGAAAAUCUCUUUAGAUCAGAACGAGGCUGCUCAUAGUGUUGCUUUAGUCAAAUUUUCCUGCAGACCAGAUGACACAAUACUGAUUGUUGGAAUUGCUAAGGAUUUGGUUCUCAAUCCACGGUCUGUAACUGGGGGAGAGCUUCUUACAUACCAGGUAACUGAAAAUGGAACAAAACUUGAACUACUUCACAAGACACCUGUUGAAGACAUUCCCGGCGCUAUAACCCCCUUUCAAGGACGUGUUCUCAUUGGUGUUGGAAAGUUUUUAAGGAUAUAUGAUCUUGGAAAAAAGAAAUUGUUACGAAAAUGUGAAAACAAGCAUAUUCCUAACUUUGUUGUUAGCAUUCAUGCAAUGGGCAACAGAGUAAUAGUUGGUGAUGUUCAAGAAAGUUUCCAUUUUGUACGAUAUCGAAGACCUGAAAACCAGCUCAUUGUCUUUUGUGAUGACACUAACCCCCGUUGGAUUACUUGUUCCUUUAUGCUUGAUUAUAACACUGUUGCUGGUGCUGACAAGUUUGGUAAUAUAACUGUAAUCAGAUUACCGUCUGAAGUGAGUGAUGAUGUUGAUGAAGAUCCUACUGGAAAUAAAGCCCUAUGGGAUAGAGGAUUAUUAAAUGGUGCUUCUCAGAAGGCAGACAUCAUAGCAAAUUUUCAUGUGGGAGAAGUUGUAACAUCUUUGCAGAAAGCAACACUAAUUCCAGGAGGUUCAGAAUCUUUAGUUUAUACAACAUUAUCAGGCAGUGUUGGCAUGUUAGUGCCAUUUACAUCUCAUGAGGAUCAAGAUUUUUUUCAACAUUUGGAAAUGUACAUGAGACAAGAGUAUCCUUCACUUUGUGGAAGAGACCAUCUGGCAUUUAGAUCUUACUAUUUUCCUGUCAAGAAUGUCAUUGAUGGCGAUUUGUGUGAAGUUUUUAAUUCAAUGGAACCUAGUAAACAAAAAUCCAUAGCUGAAGAAUUAGAAGAUCGCAGUGCUAAUGAGGUUUCCAAAAAAUUGGAAGACAUAAGAACAAGAUAUGCCUUUUAAGUUUUUUACCAUGUGUACUUUUAAUUGUUAUAUUGUCUAUUUUUUAAGCUAAGUGGUCCAGUGUUGUUAUAAUGUAACAAUAUUAUAAACACAAUCAUUACAACUUUUUAAGAAAUCUUUAUUUUGUGAUUUAUUCAGCUUAAGAGCAAAAUUGUUUCUAGUAACACUUUUUUUAAUGUGAAAAGUGAUAAUUUGUUGAAAGUAUUUAACACUUGUUUUGUAGGAUACCAGUAAUGUUUACUGUACAGAUAUUUUGUGUAUUAUGUAUUUAUUGCUGAUUUUAAAAUAAAAUUGUCAUUUCAUUUAUACAAUGUCUCUGUAAAUAAAAUUUUCAAU
Physella acuta is the source of this 4113-nucleotide messenger RNA. Its product is annotated as splicing factor 3B subunit 3. Lineage: Eukaryota; Metazoa; Mollusca; Gastropoda; Physidae. The record is from RefSeq and is a predicted model, not a curated record. Gene Ontology annotation, molecular function: nucleic acid binding; protein binding. Gene Ontology annotation, cellular component: nucleus.